Zingiber officinale is the source of this 2254-nucleotide messenger RNA. RefSeq names its product calcium-dependent protein kinase 2-like. Gene Ontology annotation, cellular component: nucleus; cytoplasm. The coding region runs from base 217 to 1881 and encodes 554 amino acids. The transcript is spliced from 9 exons. The record is from RefSeq and is a predicted model, not a curated record. NCBI's taxonomy places the organism in Eukaryota, Viridiplantae, Streptophyta, Magnoliopsida, Zingiberales, Zingiberaceae. Gene Ontology annotation, biological process: peptidyl-serine phosphorylation; protein autophosphorylation; intracellular signal transduction. Gene Ontology annotation, molecular function: ATP binding; calcium ion binding; calcium-dependent protein serine/threonine kinase activity.
UAACAGAAAAAGGCCACGAGGGUUGCUUCAAACAAUUCUUCUUCUCCAGGAAGGAGUUGCUGCCACGAUUCAUCAGGCAACCAGCUCCAUUCCUCUCCCAUUAAGGAUUUUCCUUCUUCCUCUGAUCGUGCCUCGGAGAAGUCUGCCUGCCCCCUCAGACUAAUCUGGCCGCAGUUCGUCUAUCAGAUAAACUGCUGUUGAGAUCUUGACAUAGAUAUGGGUAAGUGUUUCAGCAAAAAAACUGACUCAUCACCACAUGGUGUUGGUGGUGUGAGAACCAAUGGUCACUCGCACCAAAAGCCGAAACCACCAUCCUACCAACCUCAGCAGCAACAAGUGCCAAAGCAGAAUGCCGUAGCUUUUUCAGGAGAACCUCCACGGACCCAAUAUAGCAGCCACCCCCAUCAACUGCAACAGCAAUCACAUCCCCCCCAACUGGUGGUGACCCAACACGCUCCCCUGCCCACCUUGAAGCCCCCUUUGAUUGUCCAUGACACCAUCCUUGGAAAGCCCUUUGAGGAUGUUAGGUCCUUCUACACGCUAGGGAAGGAGCUCGGGCGUGGCCAAUUUGGUGUUACAUACCUCUGCACCGAGAAAGCCACAGGCCUCCGAUAUGCCUGCAAGUCCAUCUCCAAGAGGAAGCUAUCCAAUAAGGGUGACCGGGAGGACAUCAAGAGGGAGAUAGAGAUUAUGCAGCACCUUACAGGGCAGACAAAUAUAGUGGAGUUCAGGGGGGCAUAUGAGGAUAGAGAUUCAGUGAACCUUGUCAUGGAGCUGUGCUCAGGAGGGGAGCUAUUUGACAGGAUCAUAGCUAAAGGGCAGUACUCUGAGCGAGCUGCUGCAACUAUCUGUAGGGCAAUUGUCAAUGUGGUGAGUAUUUGCCAUUUCAUGGGGGUGAUGCAUAGAGAUCUUAAGCCAGAGAACUUCUUGAUGGCUACAAAGGAUGAAAAUGCAAUGCUAAAGGCUACUGAUUUUGGGCUUUCAGUUUUCAUUGAGGAAGGGAAAACAUUGAGGGACAUAGUGGGAAGUGCAUACUAUGUUGCUCCUGAAGUUCUAAAGCGUAGCUAUGGCAAAGAGGCUGAUAUUUGGAGCGCUGGAGUUAUAUUAUAUAUUCUUCUGAGUGGCGUACCACCAUUUUGGGCUGAAACUGAUAAGGCAAUAUUUGCUACCAUCCUACGAGGGCAUAUUGACUUUGAAAGUGAUCCUUGGCCAUCAAUAUCAUACAGGGCUAAAGAUCUUGUGAGGAGAAUGCUGACACAGGACCCUAAGAAAAGAAUAACUGCGGCAGAAAUCCUUGAACAUCCAUGGCUCAGAGAUGGAGAGGCAUCAGAUAAACCUAUUGACAGUGCAGUUCUCACAAGGAUGAAACAAUUCAGAGCAAUGAACAAGCUCAAGAAGUUGGCAUUAAAGGUCAUAGCUGAAAGUCUUUCUGAAGAUGAGAUCAAAGGGCUGAAACAAAUGUUUACUAAUAUGGACACUGAUAACAGUGGCACUAUAACAUAUGAAGAACUGAAAAGUGGGUUAGCUCGGCUUGGUUCAAAGCUAUCCGAAGCUGAAGUUAAGCAGCUCAUGGAUGCCGCUGAUGUGGAUGGAAAUGGUUCUAUUGAUUACAUUGAGUUCAUAACCGCAACAAUGCACAGACACAAACUAGAAAGAGAUGAACAUUUGUACAGAGCUUUUCAAUAUUUCGAUAAAGACAGCAGUGGGUUCAUCACUAGAGAUGAGUUGGAAUCAGCCAUGCAGGAGCACGGAAUGGGCGACAUUGCAACCAUUAAAGAAAUUAUAUUGGAAGUUGACAGUGACAAUGAUGGAAGAAUCAACUACGAAGAGUUCUGUGCAAUGAUGAGAAGUGGAAUUCAGCAGCAAGGAAAACUCUUUUAGGUUGUCAACAAACAUCCAAUCGCACCAUUAACCACUGUGAUACAGUAUGGAUCGUGAUCUGGUGUUCACAGGUCAACCUUGCAUAAUUGAGGAAAGAACGAGUUGGGACAUUUUCAUUGAUGUAAAAAAAAAAAAAAUCACAUCCAAAUCAGUUGUCUAGGGAAGAACUUUCGCACUUGUGUUUGUGCAAUAGUUUGAAGAUUGCACUUUGAGACUGCUUUGUUAGAAGAGGCUUAUAAAAUUAUUGUAUACUUUAAUAAUUGUCGAGCCAUACAAUGCCCACUGAUCUGUGUACUAUGAAUCUUGUAUUGUUGGAGUAUUGUAAAAUGCUUAAAUUAUAUGGAAUUCUAGUUUCAUUGUUAUAGGGAUUUCA